Molecule: messenger RNA, 1887 nt
Organism: Colletotrichum karsti
Lineage: Eukaryota; Fungi; Ascomycota; Sordariomycetes; Glomerellales; Glomerellaceae
Product: bZIP transcription factor
Exons: 1
Coding region: 1-1887 (628 amino acids)
Cellular component (GO): nucleus; RNA polymerase II transcription regulator complex
Molecular function (GO): DNA-binding transcription activator activity, RNA polymerase II-specific; transcription cis-regulatory region binding
Source: RefSeq, a predicted model, not a curated record
AUGGCCGCCUCAGGUGUUUCCACUUCCACUUCCGUCUCCUCUUCUUCCCACUCUUCGUCAACUUUCUCUCCCACCACCUCCGUCACCUCACCACCCUCCGAAAUCCGCCGGAGCAGCGUCUAUUCUGCCUCUGCUGCUUCAUCCGCCGUCUCUACGCCAACCGCUGCUGCUUCGCCGACUGCUUCGACUCCCGGCGCAUCCACCCCCGGCAGCAGCGGCCCGACAAAUGCCUCCCACCCGCAUCAACUUCCAGCCAUCAGACCGAACGCAGCGCCUCCCCCCAUCUCUGCCAGGCCUCCUCCGCCUGUGAACAAGAUGUCCAUGGCCUCCGUCAUCAGCCCUCCACCCACCGAGGCUGCUCCCAAAAUGUCCAUGACCACCAAGGAAUGGGUUAUUCCGCCCCGCCCGAAGCCCGGCCGCAAGCCCGCCACCGAUACGCCCCCCACCAAACGCAAGGCCCAGAACCGAGCCGCUCAGCGUGCAUUCCGCGAGCGCAGGGCCGCCAGGGUCGGCGAGCUGGAGGAGCAGUUGGACGAGCAGCGUGAAGCUCAGGAAAAGACCGAGAAGGAACUCAAGGAUAAGGUCCACGGUCUGGAAAUGGAGGUGCAGGCAUUCAAGUCCCGAUGCCUUGUUCUGGAGAACCUCCUCGAGCGCGAGAGAAAGGAUCGCGUCAAGGCCGAAGCCGAGCUUGAGGGCCAGAAGAGACGCUGGAGCGAUCAGACCACUGCUGCUUCUGGUCCCAGACGCCUGCCCUCACCAGUCCGCCGCGACUCCUCCGUCACCGUUCACCAUGAACCUCCGACUCCCUCGGCUGGUCACUCGAACCAGCCCUUUUCAAUCUCCCAAAUAGUGUCCCCUCAGGACUCUACCCAGAUGGAAGACUCGCCGGCCCCGUUUGGCUGCGGGUCAUGCGACCCUAGUGGCUCGUGCGUCUGUGCCGAAGACGUCCUCACAGACACCAUCACGGGAUGCGGCGGCUGCACCCCGGAAGGCCGUUGCGCGUGCCUUGAGGAGAGCUUCAAGACCCAGAUCAUGGCAGACCUCAAGCGAGCCCCUUCACCGUCUGCCGCGCCUACAUCUGUGAAGCGCAUCCGCACCGAGCCUGCUCCCGCAGAGGAGACGGAGAUCGACUUCACCGCCAUGUUUUCCAAAAAGGCACCACCUCCCGCCCCCCAGCAGACCUUUCAGAUCGUCCAGCCUCAGCCACUUCCCUCCAUGGCACUCAGGGACUCGUGUGGGUUUUGUAAGGACGGAACCUACUGCAUCUGCGCCGAAGACGCCAUGUCGAUCGGGCCUCCAGCUACCACCCCUUACGGACCUCCUCCCGCCUACAGCCAGCAGACCACCCCUCCCCCAUCAGAGAACGAUGCCGUUCCACCCCCGGCCCCAAUGGAAAUCGACGCCGACGGAGCCGUCAAGCUCCGUCCUCGUCCGCAGACCACGCAGCCCACCGCCCCAAUUUCCCGCGGCUGCGGCGCCAACGGCCCAGGCACCUGUGCCCAGUGUCUCGCUGACCCCAAGUCAGGCCUCUUCUGCCGCGCCCUCUCGGCAAAUUUCGAGCGCAAGGGCGGCUCUGGAGGCGGCUGCUGCGGUGGGGCCGGAGCGGGAGGUGGCUGCUGCAAGUCCGAGUCAGCGCCUCCUCGUCUUCCCCCCAAAGAAAAGCUCGGACUGAGUCUCAGCUGCGCCGAGGCCUACCAGACUUUGUCCAGCCACAGGAACUUCGAGAGAGCCGCGGAUGACAUCGGCUCUUGGCUUCCCAAGCUGCGUGCCGCCCCCAAGCCCGGCCAGAAGCUGCCCUCCCCCUCGCGACUGCCUAUCGAAGUCGAGGCGGCGAGUAUCAUGAGCGUGCUCAAGGACUUUGACAUACGCUUCGGAAGAGGGCAGUAA